Branchiostoma belcheri (Belcher's lancelet) is the source of this 3922-nucleotide messenger RNA. RefSeq lists its product as uncharacterized. NCBI's taxonomy places the organism in Eukaryota, Metazoa, Chordata, Leptocardii, Amphioxiformes, Branchiostomatidae. The transcript is spliced from 5 exons. The record is from RefSeq and is a predicted model, not a curated record. Bases 546 to 2033 code for a protein of 495 amino acids.
GACGUGCGCGCCGCUUCUCUGCCAAAUACUUGCUUCCCGUUUUGACCAGCGCUCGUGUUAGAGCCACACACUCCGGGAAAGUGUUCAUUAAUCUUGCCUGCACACUGAGGUGAAAUAAUGGCGCCGUAAACACCGAGGCUAAAAAGUUAGGAGCAGCUGAAUAGUCGCCCAUCAUCAGAGAACAUCUUGAGGAUUCACCUGAAUUCACAUCCUGCAGCACCACUAAUCUCCGCUAGAGGGCGUUCCGCGUUACACCCCAAAGUCUCCUGGGAAAUCUGAGCUCCACCUUCCAUUUCUACACUGCAGUCGCACCGAGCAAGAUGGGUUAGACUCAAGUCACGACUCCGCCGGUCCUGAGUGCCUUCAGGGGCACUUGGGGGCCAAAAGACUCUGUCAUAGAGAAAAUCAGAGAACUGUUGUUUUGUUAAUCACGAACUUUAUAUUUUUUUAUGGACUAUAUUCUUCGUUCUGACAAAAUCGACUUUGUUCAAGCAUCAAACAUCGAAGAUCAUUCAAGUAGUUAGUAUUAAACAACAAAAAUCAACAUGAGCAACUCUAAGUCUAAGAAGGAAAGCUAUGCUCUGCGCCAGCAGAAAUACAGUAAUGCUAUCAUCCGGGGCCGUCGACACGUCCCCACCCCUGAAGCCGUCCCACCGUCUUCUCUCCUGGACGCCCCCCCACUGUCUCCUGUACCACUGCCUUCACCCCCCAGGGAGCGUAUACCUGAGUGGGACGACCCGCCAAGACUGGUCACCAACCUAAACAGGAAACAACCAGCUCCUCAGGGUGGAUUCACGGCAGCUAACAGGUAUGCCAAGACUCCCACACAUCUGGAUGAAAAUGCCAAGGUGUUUGAAGAGUAUGCAGAAAGGAUGAAUGAUAUCCAACAAAAGCAGAACAACAUGGGAGAGAGCAAGCGACCGAGGAAACCCUCCAGACGUCCGCAGACCCCAGCUCUUGUCUCCAUGAUGAUGGGCUCUAGGAAUGAUGAGAACAUGACAGAAAUGGAUUGCUACAUGGCAACGAUGGAUUCCAAGAAGAAGGCACGCGAGCCCAUGGGAGCUGACAAAACACGGGCCAGAACAGCCCACAAGCACGCUGCAAAAGCUCCCACAUUGAAGUCUGUGGAAGAGCAACAGGUAUUCUCACUCGGACAUUAUGAGGAGAGAGUCCCAACAAAAGCAGUGCUCAACGACUGGAUGGAUCAUCUCAAAGAGGAGUUCAACUCUACCGACCCUGCUGGAGCUCCCACCCCCACCAUGGACAAGCAGGCAGACUGCGGAGCAGCUGUGGUGGAGCAGGUGAUGGAAGCAGACACAAACCACGAGGCUAAGAAGAAGAAAAAGAAGAACAAGAAGAAGCAGAAAACUCGUGUGGAGACACCACCCGACUACACGGCAAAUGUCGGGCUCGACAACGUGAGCAUGAGGUCACUUGAAGCACGUGACCUUGACUGGCAGGAUGAAGGUCGAGUACGGAGCUGUUACAAGACUUCUCCACAGCCUGGACACCUGAGCAGGGAGGCUGACACACCCACCAUCCAGGACAAGACAAAGGACUGGAUGUACUUCAUCAGGAAAGCUGGACUUGAGAAGAUGAUGGAGUCAGACCCUACCAGGGACGAGGACAGGAGGACACCGGUCCAGGGCAAAACCACCAAGAACAAGCACAAGGCAAAGAAGGAGAGGCUUGUCCUACCCAGCCUGACUUCAGAUCCAGGCCUGAUGCUGCAGGGAACCAAACUUCACACACCUGGUGUGAGCCUCCCCUCCAUAGGAGAUGGUGUUCUCUCCACUGCUGCCAGACCCAACAUCCCUGAUGAGGACAUAGGAACACAGUUGCCACCGCUGCAGUUUGGCACCAAGCAAGUCGGGAAGACGACAUCAGAAACUGUGACCUUCAAACAGCCCAGCGACAAGUCCAAAGUCCGCAGCACCAAGCGGCGCCAGAAGAACGACCGCGCCUCGCUGAAGGACAAAAAGUCCCAGAAACGGCGCCAUAAAAGCCCCGACCCCUCAUCACCUGACUUGUAAGUUUGGUGGAACGGUGGAUGCCUUACCAUCAUGCCCUAAUAUUUAUUGGCAAUGAUUCAUGUGUGUAUACAACUAUGUGUAAAACUGUGUGUUUAUAAUCAUAUGUAAAUCAAAAGUGUGGUACAUUAUGCCAGUGCAAUCUCUUUUGUUGAAUGUACAGCACCUAAAACUGUGUAUAUAUAUACAAUCAUAUAAUCAUAUAUAUAUAAUCAUAAUGAGCAACUGUGUUGCCCAUUAUGUCUGUACAGUCUGAGCCUGUUGUUGAACAUACAUCACCUAACAGUAUAUUUUACUAUAUGUAAACUCUGUUGCCCAUUAUGUCCAUGCAAUCUUUCAGUUGUUAAAUGUACAGCACCUAAAACUGUGUGUCUAUAUAACCAUAUGUAGAACUGUGUUGAAAUUAUGCCCAUGCAAUCUCUCAAUUGUUGAAUGUAGUCUGAAACAGUAUGUUUGUAUAUAUAAUCAUAUGUACAAUUGUGUUGCCCUGUAUUAUCAUACCUGUGCAAUCUGAGCUUGAUGUUGAGUGUACAGGACCUAAAACUGUGUCUAUAUUUAAUGAUGAUUCUGUAAACUGUGUUGCCAUUAUGCAUGUGCAAUCUCUGUUAUUUACCUCGAGUCCUUAAACUGUGUAUAUAUACAAUUAUCAUAUGUACAGCUGUGUUGCCCAUAAUGCCAGUUCUAUCUCAGUUGAAUGUACAGUUGUUAGGAUGUUCAGAUACUAAUUAUGCCGGAGAGACAGUUUUCAUACUUUUCUGCAAUCUUUAUUGUACAGUCCCUAGAUACAGGUUGUUUAGGCACAAAUUAUGCUGGAGACAGAAUGAUAUAAUAAUAGUAUAUAAUUUCCUGUACUGAUUAACCCAGGCAGAAUGCUUAGGCACAAAUUAUGAGGGAAAACAGAGAGACAGAGUAAUACCAGGUUAUUUUUCUGCAACAUAAAGACAAAAUGUUAAGUAACCAUUUCACAUAAUGUAAUUAUAUCUUGUAUGUAUGGAAAAGCAUUGUUGCACAUUAUGUCUGUGCAAUGCUUUUUUGUAUACCAACAUGUAGUUUUGUAUAAUGACAAUUGUAGUUUGUAUACCGACGUGUAUUGUAUACUGACACAUACAUGUACUUUUCGACAUUUUGGAUAUAGACAUGUAGUUUUGGAUACUGACAGUUAUUGCUUAUAUAAUGACCCGGGCAUUUUUGUAUGAUACAGCACCAGAUUUGAUGUUUUGUUGGGGAGAAAAAAAUUGUAUUUGAUUUCCUGCACCUUUUGUACUGCACAAAAUAUGCUGGAAAGAAUGUGACAUAAUCAUUGUUAUAGGCUGUAGGAGACAGUCCAUGUGAUUUUCCAACACUGCAACAGAUCCUACAGGUCUUCCACACACCCCUACAGUAGUGUAACGGUCAGUGGACAAGUCUUCAGACUUGUACAGGAACUGGACACUCCCCCUCCACAGGUCCUACUGGAGACCACCUCAUGUGUACGUUCCUCCACACUCCAGUCCUACUCAGGGUUACAUGACACAGUCUGUCAUAGAUGGCUCACAUGAGAUGAUCCCACUCCAACUACACCAGACCACACAGUACAGUUCCACUGCAGCUGGGGUGGGGGAGGGGACGUCAGGACCAACUCCACAGAUAGGAGACACUUGUCUCUUUCAGACUGUUCAGCUUGCUCACACUGCCCCAUCUGUCUGGCAUGUCUCUGUGAGGUUCAGUGAGAGAUUGAUGGCUGCCCUGCACCCGACCUGCCAGUCGGGAUGUCGGGCCCCAUCCUUACUGGACACCACAAACCAUGUCAGAUUGUUAGCGGUGAUGGGGGGUUGGACUAGUCCGUCAGGAACUUGUGCCUUCUAUCUGUGGAGUUGGUCCUGACGUCCCCUCCCCCACCCCAGCUGCAGUGG